AUGCCAAACAAUAAAAAAGAAAAAAAUAGGUUACAUGAAAAUGAAGAAAUAUCUGUAGGAACAGCGCAAAUGCGGAAAAAACUUAUUACAAAUAAGUUUUUACAAAUGAUGACUUGUAGCAAAAAAUCAAAUGAAAAAGAGCAAGCAGGUUCGUAUAGAAAUUCACGCAAACAAAUACCUGCUUUCAAAAAAGACCAAGAAACUUUGUCAACCAACCUAUCAAUAAAUGAUGUUAACAUAGAGCAGAGAAAAUCAAUCGAAUCGUUAACAAGCGAUAUAGAUAUGGGGCACAAAAAAUUAACUGAACGAGAACCUGUAAACAUGGAACUUGACAAUGAUUAUUUUUAUGAUACCUUCGGAGACUCUGGAAAAGAUUAUGAUUCAAUUGCUACCAAAGUUUCGACAACCUCAUGA
Messenger RNA from Funneliformis caledonium, 414 nucleotides. NCBI's taxonomy places the organism in Eukaryota, Fungi, Glomeromycota, Glomeromycetes, Glomerales, Glomeraceae. The record is from the annotation of a GenBank genome assembly.